UUUCCCAACGCACUUCCACGCUGCACUGAACGAGAAACCGCCAGGAUGAAAUUUAAUUUGGCCACUGGCCUGGUGCUCUUGCUUGCGACCACUGACGCUGUCGCAGCUUCGAGCUGGUGGAGCAAAGCUGUCUACAAUAAAUGGCACGAAACUGAGCUUGAACGAUGGCUCUCCGAUCAUGAUAUCCCCUACCCUACCCCUGCCGACCGCCGGGAUCUCGAGAAUCUGGUCAAGUCCAACUGGGAAACCCGCGUGCAGAAGCCCCUGGGUCACGUUGCGGAACAGGCCGGAGAUGGAUUGCACCACGCAAAGGAAUGGAUAUUUGACAGUUGGUCGGAUUCUCAGUUGAAGGCAUUCCUUGAUCGCCACGGCAUUCCGGCACCCCAGCCCCGCAAGCGCGACGUCUUGCUCAAGACCGCCCGCGAGAACUAUGAGUCUGUUGCGAAGAAGGUUGGCGAAACCGCGGCUUACCCCGGCAACUGGCUAUACGAGCAGUGGUCCGAGUCUGAUCUUAAAAGUUGGCUUGACGAGAGGGGAUGGCCUGUCCCUCAGCCCUCGACCCGUGACAAGCUCAUCGCCUCCGUGCGACGUAACUCUCGCCUUGCUAGUCUACAGGCACAGAGCAUCUCUGCAUCCGCGCGGGCGUCUGCCGAGGCCGCUCAAGCAUCCUUGAGCGAAGAGCUGUUCAACGCAUGGUCCGACUCCAAGCUGAAGGAAUUCCUUGAUGAACACAACGUGAAGGUCCCCCAAGGCUCGAAGCGCAAUGAGCUUAUUGCUCUGGCCCGCAAACACCGCGCCUAUCUUGUCGAUCAGGCCUCCAGUGCUUCUUCCGCUGCCUCGGAGGCGUUCGGUGCCGCUACUACCAAGGCUGGAAACCAGUACGCCCGUGCCACGGACGAUGCAAAGCUGAAGUUGGAGGAUGGGUUCGACGCCGCGAUCAAGACGUGGUCAGACUCUCGCCUCAAGGCCUUCCUCGAUGCUCGCGGCGUUCCUGUUCCCCAGCAUGGCAAGCGCGAUGAGCUCCUCGCCAAGGUCCGCGCCAGUGCGCACAAGGCUGCUGGUGGGUGGAACGAGUACAACUUCGAUACCUGGGACAAGGAACAUCUCCUGAAAUACCUCUCUGCCAUGAACUCCAAGGCCGCAAAGAAGGCUGAUGCUUCCCGUGAAGAGUUGAUCAAGCAUGCCAAAGACUCCUACGUCAAGGCUUCUCAGGCUGGCGGCGAACAGUAUGCCUCGGCCACCAAGAACAUCGCCCAGGCGACCGGCUCCACCAAACAAACCACCUUCGACAGCUGGUCCCACUCCGAUCUCAAGAAGUAUCUCGACUCGUACGGCAUCCCCGUCUACCAAGGGUCGAGCAUCAAUGAGCUGCGCGCAGCUGCUCGGCGUCAGGCCACCUACUUCAAGUAUGGCACCAACAACCCACAGGAUACCAUCUACGCCAAAGUCAUGGAGACUUUGUACUGGGCCCUGGACCAGCUCAAGAUUGGAGCUUCCAGCGGCCGCGCACAGGGCCAGGAGGCGGCCGAAAAGGUCCGUGAGAAGGUCUCUGAGCAGACCGAUCGUCUCCGGGGAGAGCUGUAA
Penicillium canariense is the source of this 1584-nucleotide messenger RNA. It is a transcript of the gene ish1, whose product is annotated as double-strand break repair enhancer MSC1. The annotation marks the transcript as partial. The transcript is spliced from 5 exons. The record is from RefSeq and is a predicted model, not a curated record. Lineage: Eukaryota; Fungi; Ascomycota; Eurotiomycetes; Eurotiales; Aspergillaceae.